This is a messenger RNA of Poecilia latipinna (sailfin molly), 1874 nucleotides long. RefSeq lists its product as uncharacterized. The transcript has 6 exons. NCBI's taxonomy places the organism in Eukaryota, Metazoa, Chordata, Actinopteri, Cyprinodontiformes, Poeciliidae. The coding region runs from base 1056 to 1661 and encodes 201 amino acids. The record is from RefSeq and is a predicted model, not a curated record.
UUUAAAAAGCACAUUUGUAACUCUGUUACGCUAACAUUAAUUUUUCACAUUAAAAUGUCACAUUUUGAAUUAACCAUCACACUGAGUUGUAAGGUAGCAUUAGGUUUGAAUAAUGUAUUAAAUUUGAGUCUAAAAACCUACAGAUGUAAAAACUAAAGAAUGCAGAAACCGAGAGCAGAUCAGCAGAUCUGAAAGGUCAUUCCAAAGGCCAAAGGUUAACAGGUUCCUCCAGUGGGAUUUGCCCCAGUGAACACAUCUGUCACUGGGAGAGCUGGAGGAAAUGAACUGGUUAAUGAAAUGAAGACGUUACUGGGAUCAGCAUUUACCAGUUGGCUGCAUUUCAGGAGAUUGGGUCAAAAACUGGAGACGACGGAGUUCAGACAAUGUUUUCUAAAACGGCUGCCGCCAGAGGGCGCUAGAGGGAAGGUGGAAACAAGAGGGAAAAAAUGACAAAAAUAAAAAUACUAAUACAAUUUGUAAUAAUACAGUUUUAACUAUAUAUAUUUUUAUCAUAAAAUUAUUCUAGUGUACAGUCAUUAUUAAGUUAAAAUAAUUUAUUGAAAAGUUAUUUACCACACUCAUCUUUAUGACUGGACUGCUAGCAUAGUUAGCAUAGCAAGCAAGUGCGAAAUGGACACAAGUUUACCGACAAGAAAAAGACCCAAGGAACCGUCCAGCUGCCCGCCUGCGGGGGACAUUGAAUAAUAAAUAAAAGUAAGAAAAAUAUUCUAAAAAUUGAUGUUUCGUUGGGUAUUUUGUAGCAUUAUCUGCGGGUUUUCAAAGAGGGUCCCGACCCGAAGCUAAUGCUAUUUGGUGGUCAUGGCGUGGAAAAAUAUGGGAACCUCUGGGUUAAGAAAUGCAUAUAAACGCCUCUAAAACCAUAAUAAACUUUAGAGUUUCUAUCAUCCGUCCAUUUCGUAAUUUAUAACGAUACAUUAGCCGGAUAUAUGACUCCAAGCAGAAAAGAAAACACCUUUUUGACCUUUGACCGGGUUUUACGCAGGUGGGAGAGCUGUAAAGAUGAGCAGAAGGACAGAUAGUUUCCAAGAAGCGACAUGCAUUCCAGCAGGCUGCGCUUUGCAGCCCUGUUAUUUUUACCCCUGGUUACCUGCAGCAGAGGAGGAAUUAUCAAAAAUGAGGAGUUUUAUUCUGUAUUUCCAGAGGACGGACUUCCUCUGAAAAUGGACCAGGCUCUGCUCACGUUUCACAACAAGCUAACAGAACCGGUCCGUGUUUUCUACACCUCAGAUUACUGCUACAAGUGUUUGAAGCAGCAGCUGGUCACCGUGAAGCCCAACAACAACAAUGCGUCUGCAGUAAUCAGCACUAAAUUCGCCCUGACGCUGCAGGUUGAGCCGCAGACCAGGAACUCAGCGCUCUGCAGAUGGAGUCGAACGUAUAAGGAAGGAGGCCAUUACUCCGUUUGGAUGCAGACGCCUGCGGCCUCCGCCGACCCAAUCUGCAGCGUCUCAGUGGAUAAGAGUCCAAACAAUGUUUACCUGCCUCUCCUGGUGGCGGCUCUACUACUGGCUGUCAUUGUGUUGUUAUCUGUUGUGGUGCCUUACAUCUACAGGAGGCGUUGCACAUCUAAAUGUAUUAAAGUCAUCUGCUGCCAAGAUCCUCUGCGCUCUGUGGAUAAUGUGAGUAAUACGCUUCUUUAAUGAAUGCGAUAGAUUACUACCCUUAUCAAUGGAGUUAGCUGUAAAACUCCAUUGAUUUGAUUUAGAAAUGUUUUAAAUGCAUAAAAAUGAUGUUAAAGGAGACUUAUUAUGGCUAAAUGCACAUUUUGCACAUCUUUAUACUUUCCUUUGAGUUUCUACUGCUUCUAAAAUCAGCACAAGCACUUAAAAAAAAACAUCCAGCCAUUUCCUAAU